Molecule: messenger RNA, 3096 nt
Organism: Lodderomyces elongisporus
Lineage: Eukaryota; Fungi; Ascomycota; Pichiomycetes; Serinales; Debaryomycetaceae
Gene: IFH1
Product: Ifh1p
Exons: 2
Coding region: 1-3096 (1031 amino acids)
Biological process (GO): regulation of ribosomal protein gene transcription by RNA polymerase II
Molecular function (GO): transcription coregulator activity
Source: RefSeq, a predicted model, not a curated record
AUGCAUCGUGGGAAGAAUGUCACGGCUUAUAAUAGAAGAAAAUUCAGUAUUGCACGCUCAACGUCAUCGUCGUCUUCGGCAGGAUCCUCAGCAUCGUCGUCGUCGCUAUCGCCGAAUUCAUCUGAAGUUGACCACAUUGAAGCUGUAAAUGCAAUACGAAGAAAAGCAGCAGCAUUCAAGAGUGAUGACCAUAACGCUUCUGAUUCAGAAUCGUCGCUAACUGCGCUCUCUGAUGAAGAUAGCUUUGAAAUUAAAAAGAAGACUGCAGGUGCAGCAGCUUUGAUAUCUAGAAAACCUGCAGGUAAAAAAAGUGGCAGCAGUGGUAAGACAUUGAAACUAUAUGGAGGGAAGGAUAUACCAAGAAAGACGUUUGAUUGGACUCGUGAAAAUGUCUUUGUUGAGUCUUCUGAUGAUGAAGAUGAGGUUGAAGUACAGGAGUUGAUUGAAGAUGCAAUGCGAGAUGACCAAGAAGACAGAGAGAAUGGUACUGGUGAGGACAACAUUAAUGAUGACAAUCACGAUGACAAUGACGAUGACGAAGAAGACGAAGAUGAUGAAAAGACUCACCUUGCCGAGCUAUAUUCGCUCAUGGAAAAAGGGAAAAAUAUAAAACCAUACGAUUCUGAUAAUAGCAAUGACGAAGAAGAUGAAAACGACGACGACGAUGAUGACGAUGAUGAUUCGGAAGACAACUACGACUCAUCUGAUGACUCUGAUGUCGACUUUGUAAAGUUGCAGGCACAACAGAAAGUACGAUCAGCUAAGGCUUUGAAACGCAAUAGUAAUGAUAAAGAGAAGGAAAAGGAAAAGGAGAAAACGAAAAAAAUUGAAAAUGCAGUACAAAAACGUCGAAAAAGCUCCGUAAAGUUUGGAAGGAGGAAAUCAGAAGCACCUUUCCCAGAGUUGAAUUUCACAUUUGAUUUUGGAGAUUUGGAAGAAAAGAAGGAUAGCAUUGAUAGUAGGAGUAAAAGUAAAGAUGGCGACGAAAAGAUUCCUGUUCCUGAAGAAGAAGAUGUUGGUGUUGAAAUUGAUUAUUCUCCCAGUACACUCAAUUUGGAGGUUGGCGAGUUUGAAUUUGAUUUUGAUGCAAACCUCUUGCAAUUUCCUAAACUCGAAGUCGCAGAACUGUCCAAGUCAGGAAGAAAUGGAGGUGAUGUUGAAGUUGACAAGAACAAUGAGAAUGAUGAUGAUGACGAUGACGACGAUGACGAUGACUACGAGAUUGAUGAUAACGAAUUACUCGCAACUUUGCAGGCAGAGAAUGAUGUUGAUGAAUUCUUACCAAACAUUUCUUCGGGAUCUAUCAUUGGUCAAGACCAAGAUAAUGACGUGGAUCAUGACAAGAAUGUUGUUCGACAAAACUCACUCACCUCUUUUGGUGAUGACUCUACAGGAGAAAUUGGAGAUGAUGGGGAUGAUGAUGAUGAAGAGAACGAUCCUUUCUUGAAGGAGGAGGAGAAGUUUUUGGUCAAUGAAUUUGAACGUAAUGGAUUUGAUGAGUUUGAAAGUGAUGACAAGAAACUUGGUGAUACAGGUCGCAAUGGAAACGAUGUUGAUGAUGAUGAUGAUGAUGAUGACGACGAAGACGAUGAAGAAGAAGAUGACGAAGAGUUUACUUUUGAUGAUGGUGAGUACUCUACCUCUAAGCGAGUAGUCAAUGCUUUUAAAGGUAUUGGUGAGGAUAAAAACAAACCCAUUGUGCGAUAUGAGAGCAGUGGCUCCGAUCACAGUGAUUUUGACGAAGAUGAUUAUGUUGAUUUUGUUGACUUUGAUGUUCCCUUAUUUGACGAAGAAACUAAUCAUCUAAGACUAAGGAGCAAGAAAAAUAGAAAGAGAAAAGAUAAGCGAGCUGCUAGAAAGUACAGGAAAUUGCAGGAGACCACCAAUAGUGAUGAAGACGAUGAAUCUUACUUGUGGAAUUAUUUCUUUAGUUCAGAUAAUGAUUCUUUGAGUGAAUCUGAACAGCUGAAGAAGAAAGAACUCAAAUCAAAGACCAAGACGGAUGUCAAUGAUUUAUUCAAUCAGAUUGAUAAUGAUCUGACAUUUAAACUGCGGAAACGGUUUUCACGUGGUGGUAGUGUUGAUGGAAAUGGUAUUGGCGGAGUCACUAGUGCUAUUAAUAACACUAAGUUGCCGUUUAGCCAUUAUCGAUUGGAGUUUGAUGCUCUUUUUGAUGGUGAUGAUGGUGACGGUACUGGAGAAAAUGAUGAGGAUAAUGGGUAUGAAAGUAGCGAGUCAACAGAUGUGGAUGAAAGCUUACCCAAAUCUUCUGUUGCUUCCAGUGUUGGGUCGAAGAAGGCUACUGAAGUGUUAUCGUCAAAAACUGCAGAUUAUCGACCUCCAAUGUUGGGUUCAUGGGUAACAAUUGAUAGUAAGCCGUUUGGUAUCAUUGAUGGAUUAAGUACACGCUCAUUACAGCCAAACAAAGCCCAUGAACCUAGGUUUGGUUUAGCGAAUAGCAACAACAAUACUAGAACCACCACCACUAACACCACCACUGGCAACAUUAACAACAUCAAUAGCUCUAACAAUAAUAAUACUCUGGUUACAGGUUCAUUGCCAUCAUCAGCAACGCCUCGAGCUGGACAUUCUUCGGAGUCGGCAUUAUCGCUAACCGGAUUGGCGCAGUCGACGAAUCCACUGAGUCCAUCGCUUACCACUUCAAUUGGUUCAGCAUUAGCACCAACAGUAUCUGGAGGUGGAUCUACGUUUGGAACUGCAACAGUAUAUCUGCAGUCACAGCCAGUACAUGGUACUAGUUCAUUACGCAAAAGCAUAGUUUCUGCACAGCAACAGCAACAGCAGCAACAACCAUUAAUUCAGGAGCUGCAAUUGCAACUGCAAACUCUAGUUGCUGACGAUCUGAUGCUCGGUCUAGAUGAUUUACUCAAUGUCAGUGACUUGGACAACCAUGAUGAGAAUGAUGCUCAAAUUUGGCGUGAUUUUAAUAAUCUGAAGAGUCGCGUACCAUUAGGAGCGUUUAGGAAUAAAUCUGUGUUGUACAAUCAUCAUCUGCAUCAUCUGGAUCAUCACCAUCAUCAUCAUCAUCACCUGCUGCUGCUGCUGCAUCAAAGUAAAAAGAGAAGAAAAUAUUAG